ACAAAAAUAAAACUACGACAAGGGCAAGGAAGAAAGAACUUUCUCCAGAUCCAGGAAUCGCUCGAGACUCUGGGGUUCUCUCUCACCGACACCUAAUCAGACGCCAUGGAAUCCCCUGGAUCUCGACCGUUUCUAACUCCGACGUUCUUCACGAUUAUUCUGGUUCUGAUCAGUGGCGCCUAUUCUUUCUAUCUCCCUGGUGUGGCUCCUGAAGACUUCAAACAGGGAGAUGAACUGAAAGUGAAAGUUAACAAAUUGACGUCUACAAAGACUCAACUUCCUUACACCUACUAUUCUCUGCCCUUUUGCCGUCCAGAGAAAAUCGUAGACAGCACUGAGAAUCUCGGGGAAGUACUUCGUGGGGACCGUAUCGAAAAUGCUCCUUUUGUGUUUAAAAUGCGGGAGACCCGAAUGUGCAACAUUGUCGGUCGGCUGGUACUUGAUGCCAAGAGUACAAAAGAGUUCAAGGAGAAGAUAAAUGAUGAAUAUCGGGUCAACAUGAUCCUUGAUAACCUGCCUCUAGUGUUUCCCGCACGAAGGUUGGAUCAGGAAUCUACGCCAAUUUAUCAGCUUGGCUACCCUGUUGGCGUGAAAGGACAAUAUGCGGGCAAGGACGAAAGGUAUUAUAUCUACAACCAUUUGUCAUUCACUGUCAAGUACCAUAGAGAUUUGCAAACCGACACAGCAAGAAUUGUGGGAUUUGAGGUUAGGCCAUUCAGUGUUAAACAUGAAUACGAAGGGAAAUGGAACGAGAAAAACACUCGUUUGAGUACCUGUGAUCCCCAUACCAAGCAAACGGUCGUUAACUCCAAUUCUCCUCAAGAGGUUGAAGACGGCAAAGAAAUUAUUUUCACAUAUGAUGUGGAUUUCAAGGAGAGUGAUGUGAAGUGGGCUUCUAGAUGGGAUGCUUAUCUUUUAAUGAACGAUGACCAAAUUCACUGGUUUUCCAUUGUUAAUUCUUUGAUGAUUGUCCUCUUCCUCUCGGGUAUGGUCGCAAUGAUAAUGCUCCGGACACUUUACCGUGAUAUUUCCAAGUACAAUGAGCUUGAGACCCAGGAAGAAGCCCAAGAAGAGACAGGAUGGAAGCUUGUUCAUGGGGAUGUUUUCAGGCCCCCGCAGAAUUCUGAUCUCCUCUGUGUGUACGUCGGAACUGGAGUUCAAUUUUUUGGAAUGAUACUUGUGACCAUGAUCUUUGCUGUUCUUGGAUUCCUAUCUCCAUCCAACCGAGGUGGUCUCAUGACAGCCCUGCUCUUGCUUUGGGUUUUCAUGGGCCUUUUCGCUGGUUACUCCGCUGCUCGCAUAUACAAAAUGUUUAAAGGAACAGUAUGGAAGAGGAUCGCGUUCAGAACUGCUGUCAUGUUCCCAGCUAUUGUCUCCUCCAUUUUCUUUGUCUUAAACGCACUCAUAUGGGGCCAGAAAUCAUCUGGGGCUGUGCCAUUCGGGACCAUGUUUGCACUCAUCUUUUUAUGGUUCGGUAUCUCAGUCCCACUCGUAUUCGUGGGCAGCUAUGUUGGGUUCAAGAAGCCAGCCAUGGAAGACCCUGUAAAAACCAACAAAAUUCCAAGGCAGAUUCCUGAACAGGCCUGGUACAUGAACCCAAUUUUCUCGAUUCUCAUAGGAGGAAUCCUCCCAUUUGGAGCCGUCUUCAUUGAACUUUUCUUCAUACUCACCUCAAUCUGGCUGAACCAGUUCUACUAUAUCUUCGGUUUCCUCUUCCUGGUGUUCGUGAUUCUCAUCAUCACUUGUGCUGAGAUAACCAUUGUGCUCUGCUACUUCCAGUUGUGCAGCGAGGAUUAUCUGUGGUGGUGGAGGUCAUACCUCACUUCAGGUUCAUCUGCUUUGUACUUCUUCCUUUACGCUACGUUCUACUUCUUCACGAAGCUUGAAAUCACGAAGCUGGUGUCUGGCCUCUUGUACUUCGGUUACAUGUUGAUUGCUUCGUACGCAUUUUUUGUGCUUACUGGCACCAUUGGGUUCUAUGCAUGUUUCUGGUUCACAAGGCUCAUUUACUCAUCGGUGAAAAUUGAUUAGAGUGUUUGUGCCAGUUAUAAUCUCAUUUCACAAGAACGCCGACUAUAUUUUAGUGUAAGAUUUGAAAUUAAGGUAUGGUUUUUGUACUCAAUUUUGAACAUUGACUAGCUCAUAACUCAUAGUUCUGUUAUACUAUUCGUCUUAUUUUGGUCAAAUUAAAAAGGAAAAAGCAGUUUCUUCAA
Molecule: messenger RNA, 2213 nt
Organism: Humulus lupulus (European hop)
Lineage: Eukaryota; Viridiplantae; Streptophyta; Magnoliopsida; Rosales; Cannabaceae
Product: transmembrane 9 superfamily member 8-like
Exons: 7
Coding region: 106-2031 (641 amino acids)
Biological process (GO): protein localization to membrane
Cellular component (GO): membrane
Source: RefSeq, a predicted model, not a curated record